CUCCUUCCUAUCUUUUUUUGGGUUACAUUUCUCCUUCCUUUCUUUAAUGAACAAAGUUGUAGUAUCUUUGGGAAUUAUGCUAACUGCUGCUUGAUUUUCUUUUUUUUUCCGCAAUAUAUUAAAUAUAUAUAUACGUAUUGUUAAUUAUUCACUGGAGAGAUGGUAAAUAGAGCGGUGACGAUGAUAGCAGCGGCUGUGGUGUUAUGGGAGGCGGCGGUGAUGGUGGAUGUCUGUUGGUGUUCGAACAACGAGAAUAUGAUGGAGAAUGCAAAGAAGACAGUGAAUGAUGCCAAUGAGGCUUAUGGAUUGAAACAGGGGCACGCAAGAGAAGUAGAGACAAUGGACCCUGCCGUAUCCGGGAAGUCAGAUGAUGUCAAUAACAUCAUGGCUUUAUAUAUAGACUCGGAUUGGGCUAGUGAUGUUAAAGAUGCUAUGGCAAGAGGAAUGGAGUAUGGAAGAACCAGAAUUAGUAAUGCUAAUGAAGAAGAAGCCAAACGAGAAACAGAGACGCUUGAAAAUAUUCCUGUACAGAACGGAGGUGAUGCCAUAGAGGCUUUAGAAGGACCGAUGGGAUAUGGAUCAUGCGACGAGAUGGAUGACUUUUAUCAAUCUAUAAAUAAAGUCGGGGAGGCAUAUAGGUCAUCCAAAGAGACAAUGUCUGGUGAGGCAAAAGCUAAGUACGAAUCCGCCAAGGAGAGGAUGUCUAAGGCCACUGGUGCUGUUGGAGACGAGAUGAGAAAAGAAGCAGCAGAGGUUUGAGUAUAACUACCACUUUUUACAUACUAUCUUCAUAUGAGUCCUUGUUAUCGGUCUAGUUUCUUAUUUAAUUUUUUUUAACAAGUACUAUUUGAAUUGUGUGCGUGUGUGUAUGUCAAUUACAAUUUUCAAGUACAAUAUCAGCUGGUGCUUUUCUCAAUUUA
This is a messenger RNA of Jatropha curcas, 920 nucleotides long. RefSeq lists its product as uncharacterized. Lineage: Eukaryota; Viridiplantae; Streptophyta; Magnoliopsida; Malpighiales; Euphorbiaceae. The record is from RefSeq and is a predicted model, not a curated record.